AAAAAUCAACACGCGCGCACCCUCGCAUUCACUCACAUACGCCAUAAGUUAGGCAUUUAUCUCCCUCUAUUGGCUGACAGAAGAGGCGUACUGUCAAAUCAGUCAUUCCUCCGCAUCGAGAUGGCUUGAUGGUGUGUGCUUACCAUGCCUAACCAUCCAUCUCUUCCACUCCAUGACGUCUUCAAGUUUUUACCCCUGCCAAAUGUUUUUUUCUAAAAAAAAAAAAAAACAACAACAACAACCAACACCGAGAAUGAAAUAGCACAAUUUCUACUCACUGUGAAUAACCCAUACAAACCAUAUAACUAUCUCACUUUCACCCAUUCAAAAUGUCUACCUCAUGUUUUUGAAAUUGUACUUUAUGUGGGUCUGUAUGGGUGAAAUCUAACUGUUUAUGUAUGCGUUACCGUUGUGAAAACAACAAAAAUGUUUCUCAACUUACCCCCGCCAAGUUUAGUUCACACAUUGAUUGACAAGCCCAGUGUGUAUUUGCCUUCGAAACGCGUACGACGUGUGUAGAACACAACAAUAAAAUAACAGUAAUAAUAAUAAUAAAAACUAAAAACCCCUCAUAAUCAUUAUUAUUACUUCAAAUUCGUUUCGUUGUGUUUUCAAUCAUAUUAUUGUUUUUUUUUUUUUUAUUUAUCUUAACUCAAAUAUAUUUUGAUUUUGUGUGUUCUGUGUUUUUUCGUCGAUCAGAAAAACCCACGAAAAUAAGAAAAUUUAUUACAAAAAUCUACUACGCUGCGUUACCUACACUUUUUAUCACUAAGCUGUUUACACCUUGCAAUAUUACUCCUAUAAUAACACAGUUAUACGAGCGACGGCGAUACGAUAAUAGUAUACGAGUUUUUAUUAUUUAAAUAUUUUUUUUUAUAUUUUUUCGUUUCGAUUCAUAAUUCACACUUUGUUGCAACACUAAAAAAAAAAUUAUAUAUCUAUAAUAAUUUUAUAUGAUAUUGUCCAAUGAAUAGUUAAAAAAUUAUAAACGGAUGGUUGCGCCUAAAUCAAUCAAUCAAUCAAUCAGUCAAUAUAAAACAUAUAAUACUCCUAUAAGUAUUGUAAGAAGCAAAUAUAUGCAACACAGUGUCGUCGCGAAAUGCAGCAGUAGUAAUAGCAGCAGUGAUUAGAGUCCCAGCAACAUUUUCAUUGCUCGCAACAUCGGGGAAGCAACAGAGAGUAGUGUGCAACAUUAUUGAAGCACUGCACUACCAGCAACACCACCAACAAACUACUACAACUACAACAACAACAACAACCAUUCAUCAAAUCAAUCGGCAACAGUAUUGAUGCAGCACGGGAAUUGCACGCAUUCAAUGUCUUCGUCUUCGUCGUCGUUGUUGUCGUGUCGGUUCGUCUCAAUCCAUAAAUUCGGUUUCGCGUUUUAACGUCGGGUCACCAUCAUCAUCCAUCGAACACACAUCAUUUAUAUUAUACCAAACUUAUACCUACGCCAUCUUUGUUGUUGAUUUGAAUGAAUUUUGAAUGAUUUUUUUUUUUGUUAAAUAAAUCAUAACCGGAUUUAAAAACAUAAAGUGCGUGACUACUUAUUAUAUUUAUAUAUAUUGUUAAAAAAACAUAAAAAUGCAAUCAGCACCUAAUUUUUUAUGACAAAUGCCCAGACAUGAAACACUACUUUAACAUAACGGAUUUUCAAUCACAGAGCUCAACUAUGGAACAUGUCACGUUUAACAGGCUGUCUUGAAAGUAGUAUCAUCCCGCCAAAUUGUGUCAGUCUGGUCAAAAAUAGUGUCCAUCACUAUUUUCGUGCUAAACACAAGUUUUGUUUAUAAAAAAAACAUUAUUUUUUUGGUUAACAAAAAAAAAAAAGAACUACAUUAUCUCUUGUAACACCGUUCGGUCUUUUGAACUUAGUGAAAAUCGGUUUCGCGGUAAAAAAUAAAAAAUUAAAAAAUCUUGUAUACGAUGCAACUUAUAUAAAUUUAAAAAAAAAUAUCCUUUCUUUAAAAUAUAUAAAUAAAUUUUAUUUUGAAAUUGAUCUCAAAUUUUUAAAUUAAAAAAAUAAAACACGUGUAUACCUACCAUUAAAUGACUAUAAAACACCUUUAACGCUUCUAUAACCUAUUUUUUUCUGCACUUCGAACUGUAAGAAAUUUAUAAAAUAAAUUCCCCAAAAAAUAUAAAAGCAAAGCAAAGGAUAACAAAUGUGCCUAUAACAUAAAAAAUAAAUAAGAAAAUAAAAAUUGUAUAUGACCAAAAUUAAAAAAAUAAAAUAAAAAAAAUUAUUAAUUAUUGUGAAUUAUUUUAUUUUUUCUUUUCUACAAAAAAAAUAAAAAUUAUACUUCUCUCUCUAUCGCGCCAAAAAAAAAUUCAAAUCUAUUGUGAAUGUUUGUUAAUUUUGUUUUUAACUUACAACAAAUGAGAGUUGUUAUAGAAUAAUAAAAGGAUACAAAUUAAUUUUAUUCAAAAAUCAAAGAAUAAAAAAUAUAUACAAAAAGAAGAAAAAUAUAACGUGAAGUGAAUUUUUGUUAAAUAAAAAAAAAAAGAAAUAAAAACGAAAAUUUAAACAAAGGAGCAAAGGCGGAUUCUGUUGGUUGCUUUUUGUUCGGGAAAAAGUAAUCAAUUUGUUCUGUCAAAAGUGGCACAAGUCGGGCUGGAAGUCGCUCCUCGAGCAUUAAUGGCUCAACCCAGGUACGAUGAUGGCCUGCAUGGCUAUAUGGAUUCUGGCGCAGCAGCAGCAGCUAUGUAUGAUCCACAUGUUGGACAUCGGCCGCCUGGAUUACAAGGCCUACCACCGCAUCAUUCACCACACAUGAGUCAUGCUGCAGCUGCGGCCACAGUUGGUAUGCAUGGCUAUCACACAGGAGCUGGGGGACACGGUACACCUAGUCAUGUAUCACCGGUUGCUAAUCAUUUAAUGGGUGCAAUACCCGAAGUACAUAAACGUGAUAAGGAUGCUAUUUAUGAACAUCCACUCUUUCCACUUUUGGCGCUUAUAUUUGAAAAAUGUGAAUUGGCCACAUGUACGCCUAGGGAACCUGGUGUACAAGGUGGUGAUGUAUGUUCGUCAGAAUCGUUUAAUGAGGAUAUAGCAAUGUUCAGUAAACAGAUAAGAUCACAAAAACCCUACUACACAGCGGAUCCCGAAGUAGAUUCACUUAUGGUGCAAGCAAUACAAGUACUUCGGUUUCACCUCUUAGAAUUAGAAAAAGUACAUGAAUUAUGCGAUAAUUUCUGUCAUCGGUAUAUAUCAUGUUUAAAGGGUAAAAUGCCAAUAGAUUUAGUGAUUGACGAACGGGACACCACCAAACCACCAGAAUUAGGUUCAGCUAAUGGUGAAGGAAGAAGUAAUGCCGAUUCAACAUCGCACACCGAUGGAGCUAGUACACCAGACGUUCGGCCUCCUAGUUCAUCCCUGUCAUACGGCGGCGCUAUGAACGAUGAUGCUAGAUCGCCGGGCGCUGGUAGUACACCUGGACCAUUAUCACAACAGGCACCUGUAUUAGACACAUCUGAUCCCGAUGGUAAGUUCUUAUCAUCAUCACAUAAUCCUACAGAACUAACAUAUGAUGGUCGGUGGUGUCGAAGAGAAUGGUCGUCGCCUGCAGAGGCUAGAAAUGCUGAUGCUUCCCGGCGGUUAUAUUCCUCAGUCUUCCUUGGUAGUCCUGGUGAUGCCAGCAAUGCUAGUAUAGGUAGCGGCGAGGGUACGGGCGAAGAGGAUGACGAUGCGAAUGGUAAAAAGAACCAAAAGAAACGUGGCAUUUUCCCAAAAGUAGCAACAAAUAUUUUAAGAGCGUGGCUGUUUCAGCAUUUAACGCAUCCUUACCCCUCAGAGGACCAGAAAAAACAAUUAGCGCAAGAUACAGGUUUAACGAUAUUGCAAGUAAAUAAUUGGUUUAUUAAUGCGAGACGGAGAAUCGUGCAACCAAUGAUUGACCAAUCGAAUAGAGCAGUCUAUACCCCGCAUGCUGGCCCAUCCGGCUAUGGACACGAUGCAAUGGGUUAUAUGAUGGAUAGUCAAGCACAUAUGAUGCAUCGUCCGCCCGGUGAUCCAGGCUUCCAUCAAGGCUAUCCACAUUAUCCACCUGCCGAAUAUUAUGGACAACAUUUGUAAUCGCCUCCGCAUCAUCCUCCUUCCUCCAUAUAAUAAAUUAGUUAGCGAGAGAGAGACACACACCACAAACACACAAUGAGAGAGAGACACCAUUUAAAACUUAAGGACCUUAGGAAAAAAAGAAGAAAAAAAAAACGCAAAUUUAGAUAAAAGCAAAAAAAAAAUAAAACAACAAAAAUUUUCAAUAAAUCACACCAACAAAAGGAUAAGAAAAUAAUAUAAAUUUUUGGAAACACCAUGUUGGAUAUCUUCCUAUGGACCGGACCGCACUUGAAGCCUCAGUGAAUUUAAUUUUUUUUUUUUUAUUUCUUUGAAAUAAAACACCAAGUCAUAGAAAAAAAUUAAUUUUUAUCAGCUUAAAGUCGCAUACCUGAUAUACGUAAACUUUUUUUUUUAUUUUUAAAAUUUUAUAAUUUUCGGAAAUUUGCUGUUACCUAACUUAUUUUUUGCGUUUGAUUUGGUUAUAAAAUGAAAGGAUUGGAGAUAAACUAGAGUUAUCACAUAGUGACGCAAAACUCUAGUCUUAUCUUUCAAUUCACACUCAGAUUACUUCAGAUGUAUCAAUAUUACUUAAAAAAAACAAAAACAACUAAUGCAUUGAUAACAAUAAAUUAAUAUCCGUGCUAAACCAAAAAGUGUUUUUUAACCUAAAAUAAUAAAAUAUUUAAAUUGUAGCUAUGUUUUUAUUUGGCGCAACCUCCUGAAAAUAAAAAAAAUAUAAAAAUU
This is a messenger RNA of Episyrphus balteatus (marmalade hoverfly), 4801 nucleotides long. It is a transcript of the gene hth, whose product is annotated as homeobox protein homothorax. NCBI's taxonomy places the organism in Eukaryota, Metazoa, Arthropoda, Insecta, Diptera, Syrphidae. The record is from RefSeq and is a predicted model, not a curated record. The coding region runs from base 2639 to 4075 and encodes 478 amino acids. Gene Ontology annotation, biological process: positive regulation of cell population proliferation; brain development; embryonic pattern specification. Gene Ontology annotation, molecular function: DNA-binding transcription activator activity, RNA polymerase II-specific; RNA polymerase II cis-regulatory region sequence-specific DNA binding. The transcript has 14 exons.